AAGAUAUUAAUUUCACUGUUUUUUUAUUAACCUUUUUCCUUUUUUUUAUAAAUGAGAGAUACUGCGCUUAAAUUUCAUAUAGCAUUUCCAUUUUGUACGAUGAAAUACGAGUGAUUCCACAGUAGUAGCUGUUUAGGAAGCUUGAGACUUUGGUUAUGGGCUCCUCGACAGACCCGAAGCUUCCAGUUAUAGACUUCUCCAAGCCAAGCCUGCAACCUCGUGCUGCAGAUUCAUGGUCUCUGACACGCGAUCAAGUGGUGAACGCGCUUGAAACUUACGGCUGUUUCCUAGCAACCUUCCACAAGGUCUCCUCGGAUCUUCACGAUGCCAUCUUCCUCGCCGCCAAACAGCUGCUGGAUCUCCCCUUUGAAGCCAAAAUGAAGAACACUUACAAGACGCCUUCUCAUGGCUUUGUAGGGCAAGAGCCAUUGGUUCCUCUCUACCAAGGGCUCGGGAUCGAAAACGCGACAUCUCUCGAAGGUGCUCAAGCUUUCACCAACUUGAUGUGGCCAUCGGGGAAUGAUUUUUUCUGUGAUACAACACUUUCAUUUGCGAGGCUCAUGGCAGAACUAGAUCAAAUGGUGAUGGAAAUGGUAUCGGAAAGCUAUGGUAUAAAGGAGUACUAUAAGGUUCUACUUGGAUCGACAUCUUACCUUCUUCGGCUAAUAAAAUAUACAGUACCUCGAAUGAAUGAGACCAAUCUGGGCAUUGUUCCUCACACGGACAAAAGUUUCAUGUCCAUUCUUCACCAGCACCAUGUCAAGGGAUUGGAGAUUAAAACGAAGGGAGGAGAGUGGAUUCCUAUCGAGCCAUCUCCUUUGUCUUUCAUAGUCAUGGCAGGCGAUGCGUUCACGGCAUGGACGAAUGGCAGAAUAGAAGCACCUUGUCAUCGGGUGAUUAUGAGUGGGAAUGAAGAAAGAUACUCCCUUGGGCUAUUUACCUUCAUAAGGGAUGUCAUGGUACAGAUACCAAACGAGCUAGCUGAUGACAAGCACCCAUUACAAUUCAGACCCUUUGAUCACUACAAAUACAUAGACUUUUACUACACAGAUGAAGGCAAGAGAUCAAAGUGUCCAAUUAGAGAUUACUGUGGCAUUUAGCCUGCAACCUCCAUGGACCAAUUUCAAAUAAAUUAAGUAACCUGCUCCACUACUUCCAUGUUAAUUUGCAUAUAUAUAUGGUUCAUGAAUGUCGAGGCUAUGUAGAGUUCAUGUUGGUGUGUAAUAUAUAAAAACUUUUUUACAAAAUUAUAUAACUGUUUAAUAAUAUUAUAUAAUAAAAAUUCACCAAACUGCGGGAAGAAGACAUCAUGGGGUCAUUGAAGCAUCCCUCAGAUAUCAAUUGGCUACUGUGUCUUCAGCUUGUGCCUUUGGUUGUUGGUGUUCUGUAAAAAUUUGUUUUGGCCGGUUAGGUGGUCAAGUUUGUCCCCUUGUACUCUCGUGAGUCCUACUGUCUGAGUUCUUCUAAAUUAAUACUCUCUCUAAAAAGAGACGAUUUGUGUU
Messenger RNA from Diospyros lotus (date-plum), 1502 nucleotides. Its product is annotated as probable 2-oxoglutarate-dependent dioxygenase AOP1. The record is from RefSeq and is a predicted model, not a curated record. The transcript has 3 exons. NCBI's taxonomy places the organism in Eukaryota, Viridiplantae, Streptophyta, Magnoliopsida, Ericales, Ebenaceae. Gene Ontology annotation, molecular function: dioxygenase activity. The coding region runs from base 156 to 1100 and encodes 314 amino acids.